AUGGGUCAAAUGGCGACGACAACGGGUGACCUGCAGUUGCAAAAAGAUGCGCUGCCGUCACCCAUCAUCCGAAAGGUCUUCGCAGUUUUGCUGGUGACUACACUGCGCGCUGACAUUCUGUUGGCCUUCACUGAGUCCAUCACCGUCUUCAAGCUGCCACUGCUGAUCGAGUACCCAUUUCCAACUCGUUAG
This is a messenger RNA of Peronospora matthiolae, 192 nucleotides long. Lineage: Eukaryota; Oomycota; Peronosporomycetes; Peronosporales; Peronosporaceae. The record is from the annotation of a GenBank genome assembly.